GCAGUCUCUGCUGGUCGUUGGGACGCCAUAAGGACAAGGCGGGAUGUGUUAUUGUGCUGAUGGCUUUGUUUCUUCUUCCCAUAAGAACUCGCUUCUUAUUCCAAACGGAAACGCAGGUGUAACCUCUUUAGCCUCCUGUCCAGCCUAAUACUACUACCUAGAUAUCCCAGGGUUCUAUGCGCCGCAUCUCCCUUUUCAACACACCAGAGGAGGAUUUUACGCGCCGGUGUGGACAGAAUAACAUCAUGGUAAAUGAGAUGUGGAUCGUCUCUUUUGUGCACCGUGUGUUACCGCCGCUGUGAAUGUGAUGCCGGGUCUUAUUCGCCCUGCACGGAUGACCUGAACCGGGCGGCAGAGGCGGUUGCUACUACAGCACUUGUUCCAUUAAGAGAAUUCUUAUUGAUGACCAUGGCUGACCAGUAUAAAAUGUUUCUCACCACGGCGCCCCCCCUCCGGCGUGGAAGCACACCCCUGCCUCUCAAACACCAGCUGCGGAGGGAAGAGGCCGUGUCUGAGGACUGUGAUUGGAUCCCCAACAUGGCAGAGCCUGCCACAUUGCCUAUCAGUGACACAGCGGUGCCUCAGGAUGAGUGCUUCAGCCAAUCAACAGCCGCCCAGUCAACUUACCACAACCACGGUGGGGCAUUGAGGAUAGUGCUACUGGGACAGAAUGGCGUGGGCAAGACGUCGCUUGCCUUAUCUCUGACCGGGCAGUCGGACAGAUCCCUCUCUAUAGACUCUGAGACACAAGCAUGUGGCGAGGGCUACGAGAGCUCAGUGACAGUCGACGAAGAGGACAGCAAAAUCAUAGUUUUCGACAACUGGAAACAGGACCUGUCCACUCUACAGUGUGAUGUGUGUAUCCUGGUCUUUUCAGUGACUGACAGGCGAAGUUUCCACCGCACUGCCCAGCUCCGCCUCCUCCUCAGGGAGUCCCAGCCACACACACCAAUCAUCCUGGUGGGCAACAAGAGUGACCUUGUCCGCUCCCGUGAAAUCAGCUCAGAGGAGGCCCAAUCCAGUGCCAUGAUGUUCGACUGCCUCUACAUGGAGCUCUCAGCCUCCCUGGACCACGGUACCAAUGAGCUGUUGGAGGCCGCAGUUCGGACUGCAAGGGGCGACUGCGUGGGCCCCGGCUGGACCGACGGCGACCCCGGAGCGGGCCGCAGGGAGAGCCUGACCAGCCGGGCCAAGCGCUUCCUGUCAGGGCUGGUAUCAUACGGUCGAGAGCGGGACCGCGAUCGGGGGCGCUACAGGGAGAUGAGCCGCCACCGGGGCAGCAAGAUCCUCCGCCAGAAGUCCCGCUCCUGCCACGACCUCAGUGCACUGUGAUACACACACAUCCAUACAUACUCCAACACAUGUACACACACACAAACACACACACACACACACACACAGACAGACACACACACCAGAUUUAAUGAUGUGGAGGAGAAGAAGAGGGUAAAAGAUAGUAGAGAGGAGCAGAUUUUUAAAUGUAGGGACAAGGAGAUGGAGGAGACUCACAUGAGUGGGAAAACUAGAGAGGUGGGUGGACAGAAAUUAAGCAUUGGCAGAUUAAGGUCAGAAAGGGAGAGAAGGGAGAGAAAGAAAGAGAAAAUAAGUUGGAUCCUAGAUAGAUCUGAAAUCAGCCUGGGUCACAGCACUUAACAUUUAUCUUCUAUCAGUGAAACCAACUUUUAGAGAGAAAGAGGCCAGGUUGGAGAGAACCACAGAGAAAUACAUAAUGAGGUGAACUUGAUUUUCUGCGCCAGCUUGGGUGAAUCAGCGAGCACUUCUUUCCUGAUGAGACGAAGAGAGAGAAAAUUAGUAACAGUGGAGGGAGUCACAUCAAGAUGCUGAUUGGACACUAAUCUUGGCGAAACGGGAGUGGGGGGCCCACAAAUAAACACACACCCAGGUAGCACGGACUGAUUAUGUAGAGACUGAUAGCAAUCUAAUGUAUGUCUAUUGUGAAACCUGUUUUAUAGCAUGCCGAGUAGAUGAUCUAAGACAUGACCCUGUAGGAUUUACAGUUCCAUGACACUGGAUCGACGGUACCUCAGUAGCCCAUGCACAAUCCAGCUAGUGUCUCUAGCAAUGCCAUCUCGAAGGCAAGACCCUUUAUUUAUAAGAAAGAAAUGCUCCUUGUGUGCGCAUUUUUUAGCCACACUCUUCACAGUGCAUCCACUUUUGUGUCACAUACUGAUUUUUAAGUGUUUGAUGAUACCACCAAUGGCAUACAUUCAUCUGUGAUUUUUAUACAAGGCUAAAAACAUCAACACGCGAGCCAUAUUUUCCGCUGAAUGCCUGAAUGAGCAAGCAGCACAAAGAACCCUUUACCGAAGGAUGUGGACUGAAAGAAAAAAAGUCAAGGUGGCUAUGAGGAAUAAGACGUGCAGACUGAACUUUUCUUCAAUAGACGCUGAGUCACAGAACACAGGGAUGGUCUUAAAGCACAGGAGGACCAACAAGAGAAAACCUAAUCUACCUGUGGCCGUUUUUCAUUUUUUUCCUCUUUUUUUCCCCACUGGCAUUACUAUGUAUGUUGAGACUGAAUACUGUUGGGGGGACCACAAAGUUAACCCAAAAAGAACGUUCUUGAAAACGUUUGGAUAUCUCGUCAAGCGUGGCAGCUUCACUGACACAUGCUCACUUGUUUGUCACAGUCUAAUAAGCACUCUCAUCUUUCCACUGAGAAUAAAUUCAUUUUUGUUUGA
Molecule: messenger RNA, 2702 nt
Organism: Etheostoma cragini (Arkansas darter)
Lineage: Eukaryota; Metazoa; Chordata; Actinopteri; Perciformes; Percidae
Gene: rem2
Product: RAS (RAD and GEM)-like GTP binding 2
Exons: 5
Coding region: 253-1332 (359 amino acids)
Cellular component (GO): plasma membrane
Molecular function (GO): GTP binding; calcium channel regulator activity; GTPase activity
Source: RefSeq, a predicted model, not a curated record